AUGGCAUUCCUCGCGACUCUCCUCCCACCAUUGGAGGGUUACGAGAACCUGGUGUUUAUAUCCGCCGUUCUUGUUUCGGUCGUCAUAGUCUACCAAACGUUCUUCGCCAUCAGGUAUCCAGCAAAUCUACCAUUGAUCGGAGAACCAGCUGGCAAAAGGCGUUUCAGUCUACGUACGCGGCUGAGAUACUACUCCGACUGUGCUGCCCUGUACAAGGAAGCAUACGACAAGUUCAUUAAAAAUGGCAAGUCGGUGCUGCUCCCAGGCCUUGGGUUCCGCGACGACAUCAUCAUGCCUCAAAGUGCCAUGCGGUGGGUUCUUUCGCGCCCUGAGAACGAACUCAGCCACGCGGACGCUGUUCUCGAAGUCGUCCAGCUCAAGUACGGGUUGGGCCACGAGAGAUAUAAGCAGGAUCCCUGGCCGGGCAUGCUUGUUAAAACGGAGAUCAACUCGAUGUUGGAGAAUGUCUGCGCUGAGCUGAAUGAUGAAUUGGCGCACGCUUUCGACAGGUUUCUUGGCAGUGAUGUAGAGUCAUGGAAGGAGAUUGACCUGUUUGCGACCAUCAGAAUGGUCGUGGCGCAGGCUGCCAGUCGCUUUACUGUCGGUCUUCCUCUCUGUCGAAAUGAAGAAUAUCUGUCGGACUGCUGGAAAGUUGUCGAUGGAAUAGUAAUAAACGGCGGCUUGACAGGCGCAAGCCCUCAACCACUACGCCCGUUGGUUGGUCCAAUCUUCAGCUGGAACCUCCGCCGCCAGAUCGAGAAGAUCAAAAGGCAUUUUGAACCGAUCUACCGCCAGAGACUUCGAGAUUUGGGUCGCAGCAAUGGAAAAGACCAAGAAAGCCAAGAGCCCAGGGAUCUUCUGCAAAUGAUGCUUCGUUAUGCCCAGAAGGAGCGACCCGACGAGCUAUACGACUUUGAUAUCAUGACGAAACGCCUCUGUUUCGCCAACUUCGCAGCCGUGCACCAGACGAGCAUCCUUGUGACGAACAUGCUGCUCAACAUCAUGGGCUCCAAUGCCGAAUUCAACACCAUGUCGGUCCUCCGAGACGAGGUAACCCGCGUCAUCGGAGCCGAUGGCCGCGGCGAGUGGACCAAGUACAAGGUCGCACAGAUGGUCAAGGCCGACAGUGUGGCGCGCGAGACUCUACGUCUGAACUCAUACAGCAACCGUGGGAUCUUCCGGAAGGUCAUGGUUGAUGGCGUCGUGACUGAGGAAGGUAUCAAACUCCCCAAGGGAUCAUUCAUCUCGUUCCUGGGCUACCCUCUUCAAUAUGACCCCGAGAACUACGACAACCCUUUCCGAUAUGAUCCCUUCCGGUUUUCUCGCGCCCGAGAGGCGGCAGCCGAUGCCAAUGGCAGGCCCGGACUGGGCAAUAUGAGUUUCGUGUCGACUUCGCCUCAGCACCUGCCGUUUGGGCAUGGCAACCAUUCCUGCCCCGGACGGUUCCUGGUCGACUUCGAGGUGAAGAUGAUUAUUUCGUAUGUUCUUGCGAACUACGAGGUGGAGUUUCCGAAGGAGUAUGACGGACAACGUCCGCCUAACAAGUGGGUGGCUGAGGCUUUUGCGCCGCCCCCUGGGGCUAGGAUCAGGAUCAAGAGGAAGAAGGGUAGCGUGGACUAA
Molecule: messenger RNA, 1620 nt
Organism: Aplosporella prunicola CBS 121167
Lineage: Eukaryota; Fungi; Ascomycota; Dothideomycetes; Botryosphaeriales; Aplosporellaceae
Exons: 3
Coding region: 1-1620 (539 amino acids)
Molecular function (GO): oxidoreductase activity, acting on paired donors, with incorporation or reduction of molecular oxygen; iron ion binding; monooxygenase activity
Source: RefSeq, a predicted model, not a curated record